This is a messenger RNA of Trachymyrmex septentrionalis, 978 nucleotides long. RefSeq lists its product as uncharacterized. Gene Ontology annotation, biological process: rRNA processing. Lineage: Eukaryota; Metazoa; Arthropoda; Insecta; Hymenoptera; Formicidae. The record is from RefSeq and is a predicted model, not a curated record. The transcript is spliced from 3 exons. The coding region runs from base 1 to 978 and encodes 325 amino acids.
AUGUGUUCAAUUUCUAAUAGAGAAAGUAGAUUUAUGAAAAAAUUAGUGCAUGGAAGUCGUAAAUCGAAAAAAAAGUGGUAUGAUCCAAGCACAGAAUUACGCAGUGUCACAAACAUCAAUUUAACCAAUACCUCACCUUCUAUGCAUACCAAACGCAGAAUGAUAAUUCGUGAUAAACUUUUCAUGCAACAUAUAACAGACAUGAUGUCGAUGGGACAAGUAUCUGACAUUAUAAAAGAAAGUAUAGAAAUUACUCAUGUCAAAAUAACGCAAGAUUUUAAAUGUGUCAAUGUGUUUUAUAUAUCUAGUAGUGAUACCCCAAUUGAUCAUGAAUCAUUGCAGAAGUGUGCCGGAAUUAUUCGGCACGAGCUAUCACAGCUCCGUGUCAUAGGUAUGGUGCCGCCUAUCUAUUUUGUUGAAAAUAAGCUCUAUUUUAGAGAGAAGGAGGUCGAAAAGAGAUUGGCGAUGAUAACUUUCGAGGAAGAUAGUGAAACGUCCGAUGUUAGUAGUGUUGAUCAGAUUUUGCACAAAAAACCAAUUGUAAAUGAUAAUUCCAAGAUGGAUGAAUUUUAUAUCCAAUUGCCAAUAAUGAGACACGAUGUAUUAGGAUUAGAUCAUCACAAAAUCAUGUCUCAGAUUACUAGUGUAGUGUCCAAGGCGAAGAAAGCUGCGCAAAUACGAAUGUUGGAUAUGGAUACCAGUACAGAGAAAAGUGAUCCAGUUUCAAAAGAAGUCAAGUUCCUAACCCGGGAAGAGCAACGAAAGGUCUUCUCUGAUUUUCUAAUUAAAAGAAAAAGGGAAGCACGACGCAUGAAACAGUCGGAUGGCCGGAAACUGUUAAAUAAUUUAGAAGAAGAGAUGAAUAAUGAAGAAUCUGAUUACGAGAAUGAUGUUGAUGCCGACGAGUACAUUGAUUACGUCGACGACGAAUACAUCAACGAGUACAACGAUAAUUUCCAGGAUGAUACGCGAAAAUGA